ACAACCCAUCCAUAUGAAUCAGAGUGCACCAUAGUUUCCAAACAAAAACAACAGUCGUGUCCUUCAAUAAUCUAGUCAUUAGUGUGCUUAGUGAAUUAGACCAAUAAUAAGCAUUUAAAAGGGAUCCAUUAAGUAGAAGUAAACGUAGAGGAUGACAAAGAUGGACAUUCCGAUGAAGAAUAAGAUGGAAUCGACGGCUAAUUUUAUUCAGCACGAAAAUGACGUCGAAGUUCAGGUGCGAGCUCCGAAAAGGGUGUUGCACUUCAGCGAUGGAACGAUGGAGGAGUUCAGUGACGACGAUGAAGAUCAAGUGGACUCUGUUCCGCGAACUGAAACAACCUUGGAAGAGUCAAAAAUGAACUGGAGCAACUGGAUGCUGCACAAGACCUGUCGACUAGGCAGUUCCGUGUUGGCCGGUUGCGAUUAUGUCGGCGAAGGACUUGCUUCUAUGCUGGGAAUCACUACCCCGAAGUACAGCUUCGAAAUUGAGGAAUUCAAACGAAUGCAAGCCGAACAACAGGCAGAAGAUCGAGCUAUUCAGAACUUUGUGGAGCAGAAUCGCCCGGCUAGCAGUAAUGGUGAACCAGCAGCUGCAAGCAAGGAUACCUCGGCAAAAUCGACUGUGGCGGAGUCGCGUGUACCAGUAACGAGUGACAUUGAGAAGUUUUAAAGGAACCAAAGAUUUACAACACAUUGAAAACAUACAAUUCAAAUCACUUGUAUAAUAUUAAGUUAAGAAAUUUAAUGUAGAGAUUUAUAUUUAUUAUGAAUUGAUAAAUUGACAGUGCAAUUUUCACAGAUAUAAUGUAUAUUAUCUUGG
This is a messenger RNA of Topomyia yanbarensis, 820 nucleotides long. RefSeq names its product protein FAM177A1. The transcript has 2 exons. The coding region runs from base 152 to 670 and encodes 172 amino acids. The record is from RefSeq and is a predicted model, not a curated record. NCBI's taxonomy places the organism in Eukaryota, Metazoa, Arthropoda, Insecta, Diptera, Culicidae.